AAUUUGUAUUACUAGGUUAUACUACUUGCUCGUAUUCAUAUUUCGUGUUCAUACAAUUGUCGCUCUUAUUGUAUCUCAUUACAAUCCAUUACCAUUACAAUCUUGCAUUUGCUGUAUCACUUUUACCUUGGACAACGUUUGACAGCCGUCGGUGGUAGUCGUGUUAACAUCAUUUGGUUUUUUUCGCAGUGCAGUCAAUAAGUUAGAAGUUGCAUCAGGUAAAUUGCCGCAAUGGAUACUUCACUGACAGGAAACCAGAUCCGGAAAACCUUCAUUGAUUUCUUCAUUGGAAAAGGUCAUAAAUAUGUGCAUUCUUCAUCCACUAUACCAUUGGAUGAUCCAACUUUACUUUUUGCCAAUGCAGGCAUGAAUCAAUUUAAGCCAAUUUUUCUUGGAUCGGUUGAUCCCAAUUCGGACAUGGCACAAUAUGUUCGGGUUGUGAAUACUCAGAAAUGUAUUCGAGCUGGAGGAAAACACAAUGAUUUAGAUGAUGUUGGGAAAGAUGUUUAUCAUCAUACGUUUUUUGAAAUGAUGGGGAACUGGUCAUUUGGAGAUUAUUUUAAAAAAGAAAUUUGUGCUUGGGCUUGGGAAUUAUUAACUGAAGUCUAUAAAUUAUCAGCUGAUCGAUUAUAUGUUACAUAUUUUGGAGGAGAUGCUGCAUCUGGCCUAGAACCAGACUUGGAAUGUAAAAACAUUUGGUUAAAUCUUGGAUUACCAGAAUCACAUAUACUACCAGGAAGUAUGAAGGAUAACUUUUGGGAAAUGGGAGAAACUGGUCCCUGUGGACCAUGCUCUGAAUUACAUUAUGACAGAAUAGGAGACAGAAAUGCAGCACACCUUGUCAACAUGGAUGAUCCAGAUGUAUUGGAAAUUUGGAACUUGGUAUUCAUACAGUUUAACAGAGAAGCAGAUAGCUCUUUGAAACCAUUGCCUAAGAAACAUAUUGAUUGUGGAUUAGGUCUAGAGAGGCUUGUUUCUGUUAUCCAAAACAAAAAAGCUAACUAUGAUACUGACUUUUUCAUGCCUUUAUUCAAAGCCAUUGAAACUGGUACAAAGACAAGACCAUACACAGGCAAAGUAGGUGCUGAUGAUGUUGAUGGUAUUGAUAUGGCCUACCGUGUGUUAGCUGACCAUGCAAGGACAUUAACUAUUGCUUUGGCAGAUGGGGGAUGUCCUGACAAUACAGGAAGAGGUUAUGUGCUUCGAAGAAUUUUACGCCGCGCGGUGCGCUAUGCAUCUGAAAAACUAAACGGGAAACCGGGAUUUUUCGGUUCACUAGUUCAUACUGUAGUAGAGUUACUUGGUGAUGUGUUUCCAGAAAUAAAAAAAGAUCCUGAAUCAAUCAUACAAACAAUAAAUGAAGAAGAAAUUCAGUUUUUAAAAACACUCUCUAGAGGUAGAAAUUUACUCAACAGAACUAUUGAAAAACUAAGUGGAUCAAAAAUCAUACCAGGUGAUGUUGCAUGGCGUUUAUAUGAUACAUAUGGUUUUCCUGUUGAUUUAACACAUUUAAUGUGUGAAGAGAAGGGAUUAUCGAUUGACAUGGAAGCUUAUGAAAAAGCUAAAAAAGAAUCCCAAUUAAAUUCUCAAGGUAAAGCUGCAGGUCAAGAAGACUUACUGGCUUUAGAUAUUCAUGCCAUAAAUCAUUUACAAGAAAGUGGUGUGCCUGUAACUGAUGAUUCACCAAAAUAUAGCUACACUCCAUCUUCAAAUGACAAAGAUGCCAUUUAUAGCUUUGCACCAUGUACUGCAACUGUUUUAGCUCUAAGAUGGAAUAAAGAAUUUGUAAGUGAAGUACAAUCAGGCCAGGAAUGUGGUUUAAUUUUGGAUCGAACUAAUUUUUACGCUGAACAGGGAGGUCAAAUAUUCGACGAGGGUUACAUGGUUAAAAUAGAUGAUGAUAGUGUUGAAUUUACUGUGAAAAAUGUUCAAGUCAAAGGUGGAUAUGUUUUACAUGCUGGUAAAGUGGAAGGCACAUUAAAAGUUGGUGACAAAGUUUCGUUGCACAUUGAUACUGAAAGACGAAGACUAGUUAUGAAUAACCACACUGGUACACAUAUUCUUAAUAAUGUGUUAAGAAAAGUUCUUGGAAAUGACUCUGAUCAACGUGGAUCUCUUGUAAUGCCUGACCGAUUGAGAUUUGACUUCACUAAUAAGGGUCCUAUGACUGUUAAACAAAUAAAAGAUGCGGAAGAUGAAAUUAAGAACAUUAUUGCUGAAAAUAAAGCUGUUUAUGCUAAACACACUAGUCUUGCUGAUGCAAAAAAAAUUAAGGGCUUAAGAGCAAUGUUUGAUGAACACUACCCCGAUCCUGUUCGAGUUGUUUCCGUUGGCAUACCUGUAGAAGAAUUAGAGAAAAAUCCCGAUGGUCCUUCUGGUUACGAAACAUCUGUUGAAUUUUGUGGAGGAUCGCAUCUUCAUCAAACCGGGCAUAUAGGAGAUUAUGUCAUAGUCAGUGAAGAAGGUAUUGCAAAAGGUAUUCGGAGAAUUGUUGCUCUGACUGGUCCAGAAGCCGUAAAAGCAUUGAAUAAGCUGAGUGUACUAGAAAAUGAAGUAAACAAUAUUGCUAACUUUAUCAUAGAGCAAGGUGAUGCAGUAAACCAUAAAGAAAAUGUAAAAAAAAUUGUAGAACUAACUAAUGAUGUAUCUCAUGCCCAAAUAUCAUAUUGGAAAAAGGAAGAACUAAGAAAUAUGUUGAAGGGAUUAAAAAAACAAUUAGACGAUAAAGAAAGAGCUUCAAAGGCAAUGAUUAUAACUCAGGUUAUUGAGAAAACUAAAGAAUUAUGUCUUGAAGAGAAGGACUCUGAUGUUAUUGUUACUGAAUUAAAAGCUUUAGGUAAUACUAAAGCUCUUGAUGGUGCCUUGAAACAGGUAAAACAAAUUCUACCAAACACUGCUGCAAUGUUCUUUUCUGUAGAUGAUGAGACAAACAAAAUCUAUUGCCUGGCAGCUGUGCCUAAAACUUUAAACGAGAAAGGUUUGUUGGCUUCUGAGUGGGUCCAAUCAAUUGUUAGUGUUAUGGGUGGUAAAGGUGGUGGAAAGGCAGAAUCUGCACAAGCAUCAGGAAAUAAUCCAAAAAGUAUUACGGAGGCAAUUAAAAUUGCCAAGGAAUUCGCGUCAUCGAAAUUAUAAGUUUGCUCCAGCCUGGCAUUUAAUUUCUUUUUUAUUAUCACGCAAAUUAGCAUUUUUCUAUAAAAGAAAUUGUUUUUAUGUUAAUUUUAAUCUCUGAAUGUGUUAAUUCUUUCUCAAAAUGUAUCA
Molecule: messenger RNA, 3258 nt
Organism: Papilio machaon (common yellow swallowtail)
Lineage: Eukaryota; Metazoa; Arthropoda; Insecta; Lepidoptera; Papilionidae
Gene: AlaRS
Product: alanine--tRNA ligase, cytoplasmic
Exons: 2
Coding region: 232-3132 (966 amino acids)
Biological process (GO): alanyl-tRNA aminoacylation; tRNA modification
Cellular component (GO): mitochondrion; cytoplasm
Molecular function (GO): amino acid binding; ATP binding; alanine-tRNA ligase activity
Source: RefSeq, a predicted model, not a curated record